This is a messenger RNA of Rhincodon typus (whale shark), 770 nucleotides long. It is a transcript of the gene raph1a, whose product is annotated as Ras association (RalGDS/AF-6) and pleckstrin homology domains 1a. Bases 34 to 765 code for a protein of 243 amino acids. NCBI's taxonomy places the organism in Eukaryota, Metazoa, Chordata, Chondrichthyes, Orectolobiformes, Rhincodontidae. The record is from RefSeq and is a predicted model, not a curated record. The transcript has 6 exons. Gene Ontology annotation, cellular component: plasma membrane; cytosol.
AAUUAUCUGCUGGGGAAGAGAGAGAAUUUUGAGAUGGGAGACCGAAAUAAGGAAGCUUUACUCGAGGAGUUUUUCUGUGGAAGUUCUGUGACUGUUCCAGAGAUUGAGGGAUUGCUUUGGCUGAAAGAGGAUGGCAAGAAAUCCUGGAAGAAGCGCUAUUUCCUCCUCAGAGCUUCUGGAAUAUAUUAUGUCCCUAAGGGCAAGACAAAGACCUCUCGCGACCUGGCUUGUUUCAUUCAGCUGGACCACGUGAAUGUGUAUUAUGGACAGGAUUACCGCAGUAAAUACAAGGCUCCCACGGACUACUGCUGCGCUCUCAAGCACCCUCAGAUCCAGAAGAAAUCUCAGUACAUCAAGUAUCUCUGCUGUGAUGAUAUCAGAACUCUUCACCAGUGGGUGAAUGGCAUUCGCAUUGCCAAGUACGGGAAACAACUAUAUGACAACUACCACGAUGCUGUGAAACGAGCUGAAGCAGCAUAUGAAUGGUCAUCCUUAUCCAGUGCCAGUAUGAAAUCUGGGUCUAGUUCUUCCAGUUUGCCAGAAUCCCAUUCAAACCAUUCGAACCAGUCAGACAGUGGCGUUUCUGACUUACAGUCUACAGGUCAUGUUCGCUCCCAAAGUAUUGUCAGCUCCAUUUUUUCAGAGGCUUGGAAAAGAGGCACACAACUGGAGGAGCAACAGCAGCACUCCAAGGUAAGAGGAAAAAAUUCUACCCUCUGGAUACACAGAUUAAAAAUAGCGAGCUUUACCUCCUACCCUUACUGAUGAGC